AUGGCAUUUCCCCCUGUCACGCUAUAUGUGUGGCUCUACGUGUUCCACUUUGACCUCAGCAACCAGAAAUCACCAGAGUCUAUCGAGGAGGACCGCAUGAAUAAGCCGUGGCGUGCUAUUCCCUCAGGUCGACUGACUGUCGAAGACGCUGAGAAAUGGUACUUGGUGGCAACGGCAUUGUUGCUCAUAGCCACAGGGACCUGGCUGGGCGGUUUCCCCGAAGCACUGGCAUUCAUGGUUGAGACGUGGGUGUAUGACUCGGCUGCUGGGGCGAGCUCCUGGUGGGCCAAAAACAUCAUCAACGCACUUUUCUACUCCACGGGUCAACUGGGCGCAACACGUGUGGCGGCUCAGUUUGGUAUGGGAUGCGAGAUCACCCGGGCUGGGCUCGAGUGGUGCGCCCUGCUUUGUCUGAUGACCCUGACGACGGUACAGAUUCAGGACCUGCGAGACCAGGAGGGUGAUGGUGCGCGCGGGAGGAAGACUAUGCCCUUGGCAAUCGGCGAUGGGCCUUGCCGUUGGCUCACGGCUUUUUUCAUCCUGUUCUGGUCUGUUGCAUGCCCUUUUUACUGGGCUGGAACUCGCAUUAGUGCUGCCUAUGUGCCGCCCGUUCUGGUGGGAGGUAUGAUAGCCGCAAGAAUCCUGAGGCACAGGAAUGUGGCGGAUGAUCGGAAGAGUUUCCAUUACCAUACAUUGGUAUGGUUGCCAGUCCUGUACUCAGUUCCACUGCUGAGCAAAAUCUAG
This is a messenger RNA of Cryphonectria parasitica EP155, 744 nucleotides long. RefSeq lists its product as uncharacterized. Gene Ontology annotation, molecular function: transferase activity, transferring alkyl or aryl (other than methyl) groups. The coding region runs from base 1 to 744 and encodes 247 amino acids. The transcript has a single exon. The record is from RefSeq and is a predicted model, not a curated record. Gene Ontology annotation, cellular component: membrane. Lineage: Eukaryota; Fungi; Ascomycota; Sordariomycetes; Diaporthales; Cryphonectriaceae.